Symbiodinium sp. CCMP2456 is the source of this 891-nucleotide messenger RNA. The record is from the annotation of a GenBank genome assembly. NCBI's taxonomy places the organism in Eukaryota, Dinophyceae, Suessiales, Symbiodiniaceae.
CUGUUCCACCAGCAGCUCUUAAUCCCGGAAGCGCUGUACUUCCGCCUCCCGGGCUGCCCACUUGUCGAAGAUGUCCACGCAUCCAGCGCACAGCGGCGUCACGCUCCCACCAACUCCCUCGAAAGGCUCCUGGGGCAGCUGACGUCCCGCGACGGCCACCCCCUGGCCGCAGCGGCACAGUGGUCCCUCGUCCUCCAACGGCGGCUAUUCAGCAGCAGGCUCCUUCAAGCCCGCCAGGCGAUGGAAGAGAGCGUUCAGAAGGGACAUCAUGGUUCGUUCGACUACCUUGAAAAAAGCUGUCCACGUUUAAAAAACGUCUCCGCUCAUGGCCGAAGCACGACGACAGAUCAUCAAAGAGGUCUACGAAACCCUAGGACUGGCUUCGGCAACAUUGCAGAUACUUGGCAGCAGGCCCGCAGGCUCGACCCUGAGAUCACCAGAGACGAGGUCAAAGCCUUUUUGGACACGCUGCGCAUCAGGGAAGAUCGCCCUCAGAGAGGCUACAACUACAACUCUUUCGUACCUCCCGAACCCAUGCAUCAGGUCCAAGCGGACUUGGCCGACAUGUCGGUCAUAGCCGGCAAGGGCCAGGCGCCCAGGUACAUGCUCGUGGCCAUCGACUCCUUCACCAAGAAGACGGCGGCCGUGCCCGUGAAGUCCAAAGACGCCCCCGCCGUGGCCAGGGCCUGGGACGAGGUCCUGCAAAAGUGCCUUGAGCAGAAGCUGGAUUUCUACGACAUCGACAAGCAGAUCACCAGAGGCCACGCCUACUUCGCGGAGCGCGUCAUUCGAACCCUGAAGGAAGGCGUCCUGAGGCGUCUCUCCGCAGGCCUGGGCAGGGCAGGGGUGCAUAUAUACCAAACGGGGAACUUGCCGGAGGUUGAGAAAUGA